Messenger RNA from Daphnia carinata, 1551 nucleotides. Its product is annotated as solute carrier family 35 member E2A-like. The record is from RefSeq and is a predicted model, not a curated record. Lineage: Eukaryota; Metazoa; Arthropoda; Branchiopoda; Diplostraca; Daphniidae. Gene Ontology annotation, molecular function: antiporter activity. The transcript is spliced from 7 exons. Bases 177 to 1253 code for a protein of 358 amino acids. Gene Ontology annotation, cellular component: Golgi apparatus.
UAUUUCCACGUGUAACAACUGUCAGACGUCAAAUCCCAAACUUGCCCUGGUAACCAACGUGUUGUUUUCUCCUAUAGACACCACUUGCACAACUGGACGACUCCCGAAUGGAAUUUUCAUUAGACUUAUUUUAAAAACUGUAUUUUCUGUAUUGCAGUUAAAUUUAAUACCAAAAGAUGAAGCCUGUAGAAGAAGUAGAUAGUGAAGAGGAUCUCAGAUUAAGGAUUUCCCUUUCACCAGUGAACAAAGAGAAUUCCGGUCUGCCUUUUGAAAAAAUAGGGCUAAGACAUCCAACAGCCAUAAUUUUAAUGGUUCUUUGGUACAUGUUUAGUGCCUUUAACCUCUUUGUAAACAAGUAUGUCAUAUCCUACCUAAAAGGGGAUCCUGCGCUACUUGCCAUGAGUCAAAUGUUGAUGUGCAUGUGUCUAGGAUUCAUUCAGCUUAGGUACUCUUGUGGGCUUUUUGUUAGCCGACAUCCAAGUGGUGGUUGGUCUUCUAUUCAGAGGACAAAGCUGUUCCAGAGACCAAUGCUUAUUUUAGGAAGCUUAAGGUUUACUACGCUGGUCCUAGGACUAACAUCACUUAAUUAUGUUGCUGUGUCAUUUGCAGAGACAAUAAAAAGUUCUGCACCAUUGUUUACUGUGAUGAUUUCUUCCGUUUUUACAGGGGAAAAAACGGGAAUGUAUGUCAAUUUGUCACUGGUACCAAUCAUGGGUGGCUUGGCGCUGUGUUCGGCCACCGAACUGAGCUUUAACAUGCAAGGUUUUAUCGCUGUUCUGUUAACAAAUUUGUCAGAAUGUUUGCAAAAUGUUUAUUCAAAAGUGUUGUUAAGCAGCGAACGACAUAAGUACGGGCCGGCGGAGUUGCAGUUCUUUACGAGUUUCGCAUCAUUUAUGAUUCAAAUAAUGGUGAGCUUUGUGCUCGUUGAUUGGGCAAAGGUGCAAUUAUCUGCCAUGCUGGUAGGUGCCAUGCUACUGAAUGGAGCAUUUUUCCAUUUCCAAAGUAUUACUGAAUAUGCACUCUUGGAGCAUAUCACGCCAGUCACGCACAGUGUGGCGAAUACGGUAAAGAGGGCCCUGUUAAUUUGGCUAUCUAUUAUUCUUUUUGGUAAUCCGAUCAGCCUUUAUAGCGGGAUUGGAACACUUGCCGUUAUCGCAGGAGUUUUAGGCUACAACAAAGCCCGUCAAUUAGACGCUCUCCGAAUCCAACGUCUAAUUACGCCAGAUGGCUAUCCCCUGAAAAUUGCUCUCUAAAAUGCUGUGUGGCAUUGUGGACAUAGGUCGUAUUCUGAACUGUCCAUUCCGUCCUCAGCAAGACAUAUUUCACCUUUAUUUGUUCAAAAGUAAAUUUUCGAUUCCAAAUUUAUAGUGAUCCAAUGUUUCCCUCCAAACAACGCGCUUUUUGUCCUUGCAAGUUAUUUAAAGAUAGAACGUGUCGUUCCUCGCCCUAUUUCACGUGAAGCUAUCCAUAAAUCAAGACCGGAUGCUACCGAUGUUUCUAGAGCAAUGUUGGAUUAGUAAAUGCAAAUACAAAAAAAGCUUUGGGUUUUUA